AUGCCAAUGACAGACACAAGUAAUCAUCAAAUUGAUUCACCAUUAUCAUCAAAUGAUAGUAAUAGUAAUAAUAAUAAUAUAGAAAUUCAAUCGACAACACUUUCUAAUCGUCGAUCACAACGACGACGAACAAAUCCUCAAUUACAAAUGCGAAGUAGUUCAUUAACAACAACUAUAUUAAAAGAAAAUAGUUGUACAAAUGAAUGUUCAUUAGAAACAACCAAAGAAAAUAAUAAUAAACAACAAGAAAAAUCUUCUACACCUGUAUAUAUAGAUAAACUUGUAUUUAAAACAUCAAAAUUAAAUCCAAAAUCAUCUUAUUGGACAGUAACGGAUCGACAAGCUGAAUGGUAUAAACUUACUAUACCAGUCAAUCAAUCAACAAAUAAUAAUAGUAAUAAUAUAAAAGAACCAUCAUUAAUAGUACCAUAUCGAUUAUUACCAAAUAUAUUAGAAAGAAAAAAAUCAAAUUUAAAUCUGAAUGAUCAUAAUGAUGAAUUAAUUGAUACAACUGCAUUAAUAAUGAAAGUAGUAAUGCAUGAACUUGAUUAUGAUAUGGAUGAUGAUGAUUUACAAUUUCUUGAAGAAUUAAAUCAAUAUAUGGAAAGUCAUCAAGAACGAAUAAUAAGUGAAGAAGAAUAUGAAAAUGCAAUAAUUAUUUUAGAAUAUUAUACAGCUGAAAAAAUUCGUUCAAAUCUUAAACAAAAAUCAUGUGAAGAUGAUGAUAUUGUAUGUGAUAUAUGUUUAUUACCAGAUGCUGAUGAUGGAAAUGAAAUGGUUUUUUGUGAACGUUGUAAUGCAUGUGUACAUCAAAAUUGUUAUGGAAUAACAGUUGUACCUAAUGGUACAUGGCUUUGUAAAUCAUGUUCAAUUUUAAGACGACCUGCUUGUCUACUUUGUCCAAAACUGGGUGGUCCAAUGAAAUGUACACCAAGUGGAACAAUUUGGUGUCAUUUAACAUGUGCACUUUGGUUACCAGAAUUAAAAUUUGCUGAUUAUGUAAAAAUGGAACCAAUAUUAAAUUUAGAUAAAAUUCCACAUGCACGUUGGACUCUUCGUUGUGUUGUUUGUUCAACAUCAGAAGGUGCUUGCGUACAAUGUGCACAUAAAAAUUGUCGUACACCAUUUCAUGUCACUUGUGGUCUUUCUGCUGGUUAUUUUCUUGAUGUUCAACAAACAUCAUCUGAUAGAACAACAUCAUCACGUUCACAAUUUAAUGCUUAUUGUCUUAAACAUUCUCAUGAAGCACGACAACGUUCUGAACCUGAUUCAUCAACAAUAUCAUUAUCAAAUCAAAAUACUGAAGAUGAUUCUUCAUGUUUACCUUCAAUAAUACCUUUAACAGUUUAUCAUCGUCAAAAACUGAAAACAGAUGAAUGGUUAUUAAAAUUGUAUGAAAAUUUUCAUACAUUUAUUUCAUCAUCUCAUUUAAAUGAUGAAUGUCCACAAGAUUAUAAUGAAUAUAUAUCAACAAAAAUUUAUAAUUAUUGGAAAGAAAAAAGAAUUUUAAAUAAAAAUCUUUCUUUAAUUAAACGUAUUGAUAUUGUACUUGAACAACGUGAAAAUGCUGAAUUACUUAUUGCACAAAUAAAUAAUUGUCUUAAAAUACGAAAUAAAAUUCGUCAGCUUCAAAAUUAUUGUAAAUCAAGAUUAUAUAUUCCAACUUCAACAUUUAAUCAACGUCUUGAAAAUUUAAAAUUAUCAUUUUCAAAUAACAUUCAACAUAAAAAAACUUCACAUUAUUAUAAAUUAAUUGAAGAUUCUAAACAUUGUAUUGUUGCAUUAGAAACAACAUAUCGCGAUGCUUUAGAAUUAAAUACAACAUAUCUUGUUGGUAAAACAUUAGAUGGAGAAACUAUGCUAUUACCAAAACAACUUAUGGAACAAGCUAAUGUUAUAACAAUAAGUGAAAAUAAUACUAUAGAAGACGAACAAAUUAUUGAAAAACAUUCGGAUAUAUCUAAUGAAAAUGAAGAUAAUACGAAAAAAAUAUCAGUAAAAGAAAUUCUAAAAGCAUCAUAUGUAUCUGAAGGAAAUGUUGUUCGAUGUGUUACAGGAUCUUUUGAUUAA
Molecule: messenger RNA, 2070 nt
Organism: Rotaria sp. Silwood2
Lineage: Eukaryota; Metazoa; Rotifera; Eurotatoria; Philodinida; Philodinidae
Source: the annotation of a GenBank genome assembly